CAGGACCCUCUCCGAAACCAGCCAGCGAGUUGCGAGCGACGUCCGUGCAAGGUCGGUUCUCUCUUUUCCUCUCCCUAUCACAUCACUGCCCUCACAAGGCACAUACACGACAACCCGAUCCCGUCUGUUUUCGUAUUUUGCAUCGUUGAGCAAUUGAACCAGUGCUUUGAGCUCGCAAUGACUGAAACUCCCGAAACGACCACAAAAACACCCGUUCCCAGCGAGAAGCUGUUGGACUACAAGUGGGACGUCUGUCUGUCCAAUAUGCUCGUCAAAUCAGGCAUUGGCCUUGGGGUGGGCGUUUUGAGCUCUGUUCUUCUCUUCCGACGGGCUUCAUGGCCAGUGUGGAGUGGCCUCGGAUUCGGCCUUGGAAAAUCCUAUGCGGAAUGUGACAUGCAAUUUCGCACACUUCAUCCCUCGCGUCCGUCUUUCUCGAACAAAAAAAAUGAAGAGUAGUCGCAGGGAUUACUCCUUUUUUCGCGUCAACAUUUCUUCGUCUUUACCCUCCCUUUACCCUCUCCUUCUUACAUCAUUUCCCCUUUACCUUUUGAGUCUCACGCUUAAAUUGUUUAACUGGAACCAAUCAGAAUCUUUGUUUUUUCGGCUAGGCUGUCGCAUAUACGUCAUAGCGGGACUUUUUGCUCUAGACAUACGUGGUUGUUUGACAAACCUUAGUAAG
Molecule: messenger RNA, 679 nt
Organism: Schizosaccharomyces japonicus yFS275
Lineage: Eukaryota; Fungi; Ascomycota; Schizosaccharomycetes; Schizosaccharomycetales; Schizosaccharomycetaceae
Product: eukaryotic protein
Exons: 3
Coding region: 178-456 (92 amino acids)
Biological process (GO): cristae formation
Cellular component (GO): MICOS complex; mitochondrial inner membrane
Source: RefSeq, a predicted model, not a curated record